Messenger RNA from Cydia splendana, 5202 nucleotides. It is a transcript of the gene mon2, whose product is annotated as protein MON2 homolog. The transcript has 38 exons. The record is from RefSeq and is a predicted model, not a curated record. The coding region runs from base 133 to 5172 and encodes 1679 amino acids. NCBI's taxonomy places the organism in Eukaryota, Metazoa, Arthropoda, Insecta, Lepidoptera, Tortricidae.
UGACUACGUGUAUAGAUUUUGAACGUCAAAUUAUGAUGUGAUGUCGAUUGUGUACAUGGCAUAUUUUCAAUUUCUAUGAUUUUUAAUUAAAACAUGAAAUGAAUAAUUAGAUUAUAAGAUACCUUUUUAAGAAUGGCAUUCGUGAGUGCAGUUACUGGUGAUGAUUCCACUAAAAAGUUUAUGGAAGUCUUGCAAAGUGACUUCAAAACACUCAGUUUCGAAACGAAGAAAAAAUAUCCCCAGAUAAGAGAGGCAUGUGACGAAGCCAUAGAGAAGCUGGCGCUGGCAGCCAACAACCCACAGGCCUCUCUGUAUGGUGUGGUCAACCAGAUACUGUACCCGCUGGUGCAGGGCUGCGAGUCCAAGGACCUCAAAAUUAUCAAAUUCUGCCUCGGCACAAUACAACGUUUAAUAGCUCAGCAGGGUAUUGAUGCCAAAGGGGCCCGACAUGUCGUCGACUGUUUGUACACACUGGGACAGGCUGGAGUCUUGGAGCUGAAGCUACUACAAACGGCAGCCCUCCUCAUGACUACCUCAGACUUGGUGCAUGGAGACACACUAGCCAGGACAAUGGUGAUGUGCAUGAGGAUGGUGACGAGCAGCGAAACGCGCGACGUCAGCACGAGUCACGCGGCCGCUGCUACAGUGCGACAACUUGUCGCACUCGUUUUCGAACGCGCCCUGGCUGAGGCGAACGGAACGCUCAAAGUGAACCCAGCUGAUGUAAGACCUCAAACUAACAGCAAGGCCCCUAAAGAUAUGAAGCCCUGCGCGGUGGACGCUUACCUCAUUUUACAAGAUAUAAUCCAGCUGGUGAACGGCGACGCGCCGCACUGGCUGGUCGGUAUCUCGGACGUGCCAAAGACAUUCGGACUGGAACUGCUGGACACAGUAUUGACUGAUUUUUCACCUGUUUUCUUCAAGAUAGCGGAAUUUAGGUUUUUGUUAAAGGAACACGUUUGCGCGUUGAUCAUAAGGCUGUUUUCACCAAAUGUAAAAUACAGGGCAGCAUUCACCGGCCUCCACAUACCUGGUGCCACCGGGGCCGCCGGAGCCGCCAGCCCGGGCGGCCCCGAGCGGCCGCACUACCCCGUCACCAUGCGCCUGCUGCGGCUCGUCCUAGUGCUAGUGCACCAGUACCAUGCCCUGUUGGUGACGGAGUGCGAGAUCUUCCUGUCUCUUACGAUCAAGUUCCUGGAUCCUGACAAGCCGCUGUGGCAACGGGCGUUGGCACUCGAGGUGUUGCACAAGAUGACUAUACAGCCCAAACUGCUGGUAUCCUUCUGUUCCUGCUACGACCUGCGUCCACACGCCACGAACAUCUUCCAAGAUAUAGUCAACGCGCUGGGCGCCUACGUGCAGAGCUUGUUCGUGGCUAGCCAAGUGAACACGUGUGCCAGCGCUCAAGGCAUACCUCAGCAGUCCGGGUUCUACUGGAAGGGAGUAUGGCUUCCGCUCUGCGUCACGUUUGAACCGGGUACCGCCAAGUCCGUAUAUUUAGAAAUGCUGGACCGCAACGAAGCACCCACAAUACAGGACGGCUACGGGAUUUCCGUCGCGUACGCGUGCCUCAUGGAAAUAAUUAGAUCUAUCGCUAUCACUGUUGAAGGGGACGAGUAUUUCAGGUUGCAAGAACUAUAUGCCGAGUUGCCGAACGAAAGCGAAGAGAAGGAAAUUAACUCGAAUAAAAAUGGCAACCACGAGAAAGAAACAAAGAGUGAAACCAAAGAAGUGACGAACAACGAUCACAGCGAGAAUUCCGACCAGAACUCCAACGUGGUGGAGCCGAUUAUUGAAGACGUCGAGGACAAGGAGAGGCAGCUCAAGUUGCAGCUUCUAAAAUCAUCGUGGUGCGGCCUAGUGUGGGGUCUAUCAGUUCUGGCGGAGGCGAGCAUCGGCGAGCUAGAGAACAUUCUGCGUGCCAUACAAACUCUGGCCCGAGUUAGCGGAAAGGUGGGGCACACAGUAGGGCGGGACGCGUGCAUCUCCGCGCUGUGCCGCGCCGCGCUGCCCGCGCAGUACUGCGUGCCGGCGCUCGGCGCGCUGCCGUGCCCGUGGCGGCGCGACGCCGCGCCCCACCCGGACCCCGACCACCGCCACCAGGUCGUGUGGGUCGGCACACCGCUGCCGCAGCACGCUCCUGCAUCAGGUAAACAGGUGGGGCACACAGUAGGGCGGGACGCGUGCAUCUCCGCGCUGUGCCGCGCCGCGCUGCCCGCGCAGUACUGCGUGCCGGCGCUCGGCGCGCUGCCGUGCCCGUGGCGGCGCGACGCCGCGCCCCACCCGGACCCCGACCACCGCCACCAGGUCGUGUGGGUCGGCACACCGCUGCCGCAGCACGCUCCUGCAUCAGGCCAACAGCAAUCAUUCGUCAUGGUGACCUCCCGCCACGUGACCGCCAUGAAGGCCCUGCUGUACGCGGCACAGCGCGACGGCGACAGCAUCCAGCAGGCCUGGCUGCCGGUCCUCACCACCCUGCAGCACCUGGUAUGGAUCCUGGGCCUGAAGCCCUCCACCGGCGGAUCCAUGAAGGCGUCGCGCGCCAGCGCUGACGCCAACGCUGUCAUGAGCACCUCCGCUGUCAUGGCCGACCUGCCAGCGCUGUCAGCAAUGCUGUCAGGAGUGUUCGAGUCCUCAAAGAACCUGGACGACGUGGCGUUACACCAUCUCAUUGAUGCGCUUUGUAAACUCAGCAACGAGGCUAUGGAACUCGCUUAUUCCAACAGGGAGCCAUCAUUGUUUGCGGUCGCCAAGCUUCUAGAAACAGGCCUCGCUAAUAUGCACAGGAUAGAAGUCAUGUGGAGACCCAUCACCAAUCAUCUUUUAGAAGUAUGCCAACAUCCCCACAUACGAAUGCGAGAGUGGGGCGUGGAGGCCAUCACGUAUUUGGUCCAGGCCGCAUUCCAGUACCACCACAAUAACCCGCACCUUGUCAAUGAGGCUCGAGAACGCCUCCUGUUAGAACCUCUAUCAGAGUUAUGCGCUGUCCGGCACUGCGACGUGCGAGCGAGACAGCUAGAGUGCGCAGCUCGACUGCUCCACUCACGCGGGGAACAGCUCGGCGCAGCCUGGCCGCUCAUGAUGGAGAUCAUCUCUGCCAUAUCCUCGCAACACAGUGAGCAACUGAUCCGCUCAGCCUUUCAAUGCGCCCAAGUGGUCGCCGGCGACUUACUGGGCUGCGCCGGCCCGCGCUGCCUCCGCCGGGUCCUCACCGCCGCCGCCGCCUUCGCCCUGCAGACCCGCGACCUCAACAUCAGCCUCACGGCCGUCGGCCUCAUGUGGAACAUAUCAGAUUACCUGUACCACAACCGGGACAAAUUAACAGCAGCACUAGCGAACGACGCGGCCAUCUGUCCCGAGGUGCCCAACCAUGCUGAAUUGCCCCCAUUGGAUAAACUAUGGAUGUGUCUCUACAUCAGACUGAGUGAGCUGUGUACGGAACCGCGAGCACCCGUCCGCCGAGCCGCCAGCCAGACCCUCUUCAGCUGCAUCGGCGCCCACGGGACCUUGCUGGGCAAGCCCGCCUGGCGGGCGCUGCUGGCCGUGCUGUUCCCUAUGCUGGAGCAGGUCCAAAAACAAUCAAACAUAGCGAGUUCAGAAAAAGUGGACACCGGCGAGCACAUACUUAUACAUCACACCAGAAACACGGCCCAGAAACAGUGGGCUGAAACACAGGUGCUGACGUUAUCAGGGGUGUCGCGAGUGUUCCAUUCGCGGUUCCAGCUGCUCGUCACGGUGGGCGAUUUCAACAGGUCUUGGGCAGCCCUGCUUGACUACAUAACCGACUUUGCGUUAAGGAAGAGUCACGAGGUGUCCGUAGCAGCUCUCAAGUCGUUCCAAGAAGUAGUGUCAGCAGCUGGGCGCGCCGCAGAAGCGGACCCCGACAGCGUCCUACAGAAGCGCGUGUGGAGCAGCGCCUGGACCGCCUGGACCCGGAUAGCACAAGCCGUGCCCAACACAGACCCAGUGCCAGAGGACGGCAAGCCCGUGGACACAUACGCGCCUUCACUAAACUUCCUCACGACUCUAGUCCAGAUCUUCCCUCUCAUCUUCCAGCACAUACGACCGACGUUCACAGGUGCGGACGUAGAAAAGCUCGGCGCAUGUUUGUGUCGCAUAUGCAGCGUGCAGCCCGCGCCGUGCGCGCUGGACUCGCUGCCCGCCGCCGCGUGCGCGCCCGCCAGCCUGCACGCGCUGCACGCCAUCGACACCGUGCAUAACGAAGCGUUAUCCCGGCACGAGUUGCUCCCGGCGCUGUUCUCGGCGCUGACGGCCCUGGCCCGGGCGUGUUCGGGCGCGGCGCGCACGCGCUGCCUGGCGGCCGCCGCGCAGCUGUACCAGGCCGCGCCGCCCGCCUCCGCGCCUGCCGCACCACACUUGCUGCAGGCUCUCCACGCAGCAGUAAAAAAGUCGAUAGCAGACAAGAGAAGACAGACCAUCGACACGCCAGACGACACGCCGCAGAUUUCCACACUAUUAUUACAAGUGUUAGCAACGGGCCUACCGCUAGCGAGGGAACAACCAGACGUAUACGAAGAAUUCUGGGAGACGCUGCCUGGUGUUUUAGAAACUUUCAUGUUUGAAGCGCCCGGCACCGGCACGGACGGGUGCGCGCGGGCACUGGUGGGCGUGAUCCGCGACGAGAUCCUGCGCGGCGCGCCCCGCGUGCCGGCGCGGCACGUGCGCGCCGCGCUCGCGCUGGUCCGCGCCGGCUCGCUGCACACGCAGCCGCCGCCGCCUCAGAACGAAUUGGAGCUCCGUGAGAGAGAAGAGUUCGCGCGCGCGUGUUUCGAGACGCUGCUGCAGUUCUCCAUGCUUGAAGACGUCGCGUUGUCUGGUGUCGAAGACGAGCAAGACCCACUGGCGAUAGCGGCGUUACUCGAUAGGUUUCAAGAAGUCAUAUCAAAAUACUCAAGGGACGAAGACAACAGCGAACCUCUACCUAGGCACCAACUAUCCGAGAUCUCAUUCGUGCUAAAAGCGGUAGCGACGUUAGCGGAGUCAAUGCAGCAAGCGCCGCGGAACAAAGUCGAUCCCCAGGCCUGGCAGAAGCUCAUAGGUUUAUACCCCUCGCUGGUGUCGCUGGCGUGCGGCGGCCGCGCGGCGGCGGCCCGCGGAGCGCUGCGCGAGGCGCUGCAGCAGUUCGGCGCCCUGCUCGCCGCGCCGCUCUAGCGCCGGACUGUCUAUACUAUACACAUCUAG